This is a messenger RNA of Aplysia californica (California sea hare), 5549 nucleotides long. Its product is annotated as interferon regulatory factor 5-like. The coding region runs from base 1844 to 3382 and encodes 512 amino acids. Gene Ontology annotation, biological process: immune system process; regulation of transcription by RNA polymerase II. The record is from RefSeq and is a predicted model, not a curated record. Gene Ontology annotation, cellular component: nucleus. Lineage: Eukaryota; Metazoa; Mollusca; Gastropoda; Aplysiida; Aplysiidae. Gene Ontology annotation, molecular function: protein binding; DNA-binding transcription factor activity, RNA polymerase II-specific; RNA polymerase II cis-regulatory region sequence-specific DNA binding. The transcript has a single exon.
UACAUAGCACGUAAAAAAAACCACACCAUUGUUGGGUAUGUCCCCAUUUUUGUAGCACGAUGCACUAGUUCGCAUUUGGCCUUCCAUAAAAGUUCCAAUGAUCGCACUAUAUUGCAACAGUCCAAAAGGCCAACAUCAUGGUUAAGAAUAGUAAAGAGCAGACAGCUUUUUUUGUAUUGAACAUUUCCUCACCACCAACUCAUUUCGUAUUUCCCACAAGGUACGGUAACAAUGCUAAAGUUAAAGUGCCCUCAAUGUCUUUUUUAUGUCAAGGGUAGAAUUUGGUACAUAUACAUCAGUAGAGAAUUAGACCAAAAAAUUCCCAGACAAAACGACCACUUCAGAUCAAACACACACCAUUCGCACUCGUUUAAACGUCACCAAGGUGCAGAAUUCGGAUGAUGAGCCCCACGAGACAUCUGUCCGUAACGAUGUCUGAGCUAGCACUUUCCUGCAUCUCCAGCAUUUUCAAGUUCAAGGCAGAUCUUCAUCUGCCACUGUACAAUUUUCCUGUUCACGAAACUGACAUGAAUCAGAGGAUAGCGAUGUGUUCAUGAUUCCUAAACUGUCUUGAAAAGCGUGAACAUACCUCUACACACACAUACUAUAUAACAUUUGAUUCCUUGGCAAAGACCAUUUUCACAUUUCAGAUAAUAUAUGUUAACACCAUGCCUUUGGGCAACCUGACCCGCCACCCUACUGUCUUUAGAAGCAACUCGAUCCAUACUAAGGUGUACAGUGAGUAUAGCUUUGAGUACUCAUGGUUGGGUGGAUCUUUGUGUUUGGCCAACACUGAACAUUACGAAUGACGCGUUCAAAUGGGAGGAGUCCAUAUAGGAGGACAUAAAGGACUAGUUCUCAGAAUUCCAGAAUUAUUUUCUUUUUUUAAAACUCUGAAAGAGAAAAGAAAUAUUUAUUGUUUAAAAGUUACGGUAAAGGAGGGGAUAAAAACAAACCAAUUAUUUCAUGACAAGCCAGACAAGAUCUUUUUAAUUGGUGCAUUUUGUGUUUAUGGGUGGUUUUUAUAAAAGCCAUUUCCGUUUUCAAAAACAGGUUUCUUCUCUAUGAAUUUUUAGUCAAACAUUCCUUUUGAAUUAUAUCUGUUCCAAAUUGAAACACUUUAGAUCUAGUACAAAUGAGGUGUGAGAUAUUCAGAAAAAAAGGUUGUACAUUUUGUUCGUCUGUCCACAGUUAUAAUGGGAUCAAAACAAAUUGCUCUGUUUACAGUCUCAGGUCUUUGCAUGCAGGUCUAAAUGUUGGAUGACCAACAUAAUACAGGACUUUGCAAACUCAGGUUCAGACAUGUUUUCUUCGAUGUUAGCCUAAAGGAGGUCAAUACAUUACUGGAGAUUUACAGCAGAACAUCUAAAACAUAAAACAGUUGACUUAUUUUCAUCAGUAUUAAACUUCAACAAAUAUCUCUAUAUGAAACACAGUCAAACAGAGGGGUGAGAGCUUUUUGAGACUCGUGGAGACGUCUAGAGACAGCCUUGGGAGGAAACCAACCUAUGCUUACACUGAAACACGUGGGCAGGGUGGUGUCGCUGUCUCUAAAUGAGCUAUUUGUUGGCUAGGUUACCUUAAAUCAUUUAAUUGUACUGAUCUCAUGAAUGCACCCAAAUGGAAAUGUUUAAUAUCAACAGGACCAAAUAAAGUUAACUUUUAAAAUUAAAUAUUUUUGCUUGGUUGUACACUGGCAAAUUAAAAAAUAUGUGCUUGACUUUUAUCAAUACGGACAGAUGAAAGUAAAAAAGAUAUCAAUUUGUGAGUUGUUUGUUCUCCAAACGAUCAAAAUCAUGUUGCUGAGUGUGAAACAUGAACAUUUUACGCCUUUUGUUCCCAGAUGGCGGCACAGAGGGAGUCACGUAAGCGCCUUGUUCCAUUUAUGUACAGCAUGAUCGGGCAGUGCCCAGGAGUUGUAUGGGAAAACCAAGAAGAGUCAAUGUUUCGUGUACCUUGGAAGAAAUACAGGACACGAGGGUGGAAACCAGCUGAUUCCCAAAUAUUCCUGGAGUGGGCUAGGAAAACUGGCAAGUUCAAGGAGGGAGAUAAGCUUGAUUACCCUGUGUGGAGGACUCAGCUUCGUUGUGCCCUCAAUAAAACACCAGAGAUCCGGGAAGUGGAGAAUCAGCACAGUGAAGACGAUCCAGAUCCCUAUCGGGUAUAUCAGUUUGUAAAAUCAUUACCACCCUGUUCCUUUUCAAUAGACAAUGAGUUUGCUUCUAUUGCAGCGACUCCUGCAAGCUCUGGCUCCCAACCACCCCCAGUUAUACCAUUUGAGAAGAUCGAUUGCUUCCUCGACAAUACCUCCCCCCCACCCCAAAACACCAUCUCUCAUCUUUUGCCACAGGAAAAUCCUCAAAUUUCCACAGCGGUUCUGGAUAUAGCUGAAAACUAUGUAACAGUCAGCUUAACAGAUCCACUUGUAAGGAGUGAGCUGAAUCAGCCUCCUCUUCAAACAAUUCCAAACGAAAAUUCCCCUGGUGAAAUGGUUGCUCAACUGCAGAAUGAAGCUGCCGUAGGGGAAGUAGGAUUUCCCAGUUUCUCAUCUGUUGAAUCAAUGGGGACCAAUCAGAGAAUGCCAUCAGAUCUCAGGUCCAUCAAGUCUGUUGAUCUAGUGCAGCUAGCCUCCGGGGAAAAUUUGCCCUCAUUGCCUAGUCUGAAUACGCCUGAUAAUAGUUUAGGAUCUUACACCUCAGCACAGCCAGAGGAAAAAAGAGAGAACAACACAGUUGUCCAAACUAUUCCGAGGCCAGCAGAGGAAAGUGUUUUCAGUUUCUCACUGUGGUACGGCUUCAACCAAAACUUGCUUGUGAAGGAAGGGCUAAUUCCCUCAAAGGGCUGUCUUUUUACUGAUCCUCCCAAGCUCAAACAGAAAAUGCAUGGCCCGACAGAAAUGGCACAAAUUGAGAUGCCUUUGGUAGAUCAGUUCUACGGCAGUGAAAAUAUCGAUGAGUGUCAAAUCAAGUUGAUAAGUGAACUCUUAAAGAACAUGGAAAAGGGCCUCCUCCUUACUGUCAGGGACGACAUUGUCCACGCUCAACGUUUAUGCAAAACUAAUAUUUUUUUGUCUGACAAAAAAUCCAAGAGUUUUAAACUGGAGCGUGGGGAGCAAAAAUCAAUCCCGAUAUUGGAUGUCAAACAGAACAGUGAUUCUUUCGUAUACCUUACUUUUGGACAAGAAAUAAAAAAACAUCAUGAAAAUCCUAUGCGUCGAGUGCUCAUAUGCUUGAAAAUAGAGCAUUUAAAAUCCAAGCAGAAAAUGAUGGUUCAAGAGGCAAAUGCUAAUUUCAGCUCACUGGAACAACUCAUUUCUGGAAGUGAAGACAAUGAUCCUCUGUCAGAUGAGUUUAAAAGCAUGACUGUAUCAUCUGGUCAGUAAAUCUGUCUCUUGAUUUCAUGUCUUUUGUCAAUAUAAUAUUCUCAGUUGUGAUUUAAAUUUAUUGAUGUUCUAUGAACUUAUGUUCUGCUGUAGCAUGAUAAACUUAGUGUUGGACUAGAGUUACAGUCAAACCUUGUUAUACUGUACCCCGUUAUACUGCCAGCCUAGUUUACCACCAGGUUUUGCCAAUGUGCGAGAAGGAACGUAUACACCUUCACACCACCGUCCGCCAGCUGAGUCGUAUGGUCUUUAUUAAACUAAUAGAUUUAAAUUUGCCCCCAUAUAUAUCACCAGCAAAUUGACCCCCUGAGGUACACACUACACACAGCACACUGAAUCCACUUGGUAGUUGCUUAAUAAUCUCUUUCCCACAUGCGCCAGCGGGCAAAACUAUAUCUGGUGUCGCCAUAUAUCAGCCCAAAGCCUAAAAGGCUGGCAGGCACCUGUGGGGCUUUUAUAUUGUAAGAACUAAAGCUCUAGUCUACAUAUGACAGGUCUAAGUCGAAGGUGACCCAAGGACUGAUGAGCAUUGGGUAAAAAAAAACCCGACACGUCUACAGAGUCCUUGACACAUACAAUGGAACUCGGUUUUAACAAACUAGGAUUCAACAAAAACUCAGAUUCAACAAAAGGACUUUUAAGAAUAACUCAGAUUCAACGGAAACAUACAUACAUGAGCAAGCUCAGAUUCAACAAAGUCGCUUGCAGGGUGAACUGCCUUACAGGACCAAUCAUCAGCCUAACACACGCGUUGUUAGCGCGUACACAUGGACGGGUGGCUAGCUCAAAACACGUGUGACGUGUAAUUGAGUGUGCAGGUGUCUGGGGGGAUGGGAUGAGGGCUAGACGGUCAGAGACAGUUAGUAUAAGAACGUAUAGGAGGAGGGGGGGUACAAGCGGUCCGGGCAUGGAACGUCAUCAGAGAUACAAAUGCGUAACAGUUAUAAUAUAUAUAUAUAUAUAUAUAUAUAUAUAUAUGUGUGUGUGUAUUUUUUCCCCCGGCUAUUGAUCAAUAUUUCAAUGAGCAUGUCUUGACAUAGAUCUACGUAAUGAAUGCCUGGAAUAAAACGUUACCGUAUGCGAGGCCCUAUGCAGCAACAUAACUUGUUUGCUAAAUAAUAUGUCGUUAACUAAAUUAUAUCCAAGAUGACACAGGCGUGCAUUUGAAGGAAUUAGCUCUUUUGCACAGAGUGUGCUUUGUAGAGUUCACUGUAUUUUCCUGGAAUUUUCCAGCGUUUCUUCGGUUUCAGAGAAACGAAAAUGCCUCUCUUUUGAAACCCAACUAGCUUUGAUAGAGAAAGUCGAGAAUACAUUACACAUUACAUGCUCUGGCCAGUAAUUAUCUACACAAAACCCCAAUAUUUGCUAUAUAUAACAAACACUCAGAUUCAACAAAAUUGACGGUCAGGACCGACGACUUUGUGGAAUCCGAGUUCCACUGUAUAGCCCAGUUUCUUUCAAUUUGAAUGUACGUAUGUUGGCUAAUCGGUUGCUACUCCUUUUUCCCUUAUGCAUGGCAAUCACCCCAGCAGAUCUAGUAGAAGCAUGAUUCACCAGUUGGUCUCUAGUCUCUACCAGUCUAACACUAGUGAAGAUGACAAUCAGUGCCAUCAUGUGUAUAUCACCAGCCCUGCUGUGCGACCAACUUUGUAAUCAUCCAAAGGCAGGCAAUAUAUCGGGGUUUGACUGUUUUAUGCGUCUAGAGAUCUAAAUGAUCUAGGUUUACAACUGUAGACUGUAGAGGCUCCAUUGUUGUUGUACAACAUUCCAAAUUACCAGAUCAUCAAAUGUGUCAUGACACUGUGGAAUUAGGCGCUCAUCAAUUUUUUAGCAUAGUGGAGUUAUUGGUAUCAAUAGCUUUCAUGGCAUUUGUCUAUCUUUUGAUUAAAAAGCACCUGUCUACCUUGAAUUGAACAGAAGUCGAUAUAUAUAUUUGUGAUUGAAGGAGGUGGGGGCACCUUGUUUCAGAGGUAAAAUUAGUGAGAAAAUAGCAGCCAGAGUUUGGUGACUUCCAUAGCUUGAGAAUCCUUGGAAAUUGAAAAUAAUUUUUGUGCCUUAACGUUUUUUGUGUAAAAAUCCACAUAAAAAUAUGUUUUUAAAUGGACAUUUGAAAAAGUGUUGAGCCAAAGAAUAAAAUUUCGAUGCCAAACUGGAGGCAAAAUGUUGA